Messenger RNA from Gossypium arboreum, 1105 nucleotides. Its product is annotated as thioredoxin-like protein HCF164, chloroplastic. The coding region runs from base 210 to 992 and encodes 260 amino acids. Gene Ontology annotation, biological process: cytochrome b6f complex assembly. Gene Ontology annotation, cellular component: chloroplast thylakoid membrane. The transcript is spliced from 4 exons. The record is from RefSeq and is a predicted model, not a curated record. NCBI's taxonomy places the organism in Eukaryota, Viridiplantae, Streptophyta, Magnoliopsida, Malvales, Malvaceae.
AAUACGUGGCACCCCAGAAAUAUUUGACAACUCCAAUUUUCCCAAAUCUUUUCCGGGAAAAUCCAUGCAUUCUCUGCCAUGAAACUUACUCAAAACCGAUAAGAAAAUAACCCCCCCAACCCAAAAAAAAAUUUCUCCUUAUAGAACCCCAAAUCAAGAUAAAAGAAGAAGCAAAUCCUGAAAUUGAAACUGGGAAAAAUUAUCUGCAAAUGGCUCGUGUCGCCUCAAACCCUCUUUCUCUUCCCAGAUUUAGGCCUUACUUUCAGGUUUCCGACACUGCCCUCGUCUUCAAAUCCCCUUCCCUUUCUCCUUAUAGAACUCGCAAGUUUCAAUCCAUCGCCUGUCAGACAAAUCCACUUCCCACCCAAACACAACCCUCCGACGAGGGAAAGGUACUUGCUGAGCCUGAUUCAGUCGAUGAUAGUACAAGUGAAGCUACAAAUUCCUUUGUUGGAGGAGAAUUUUCCGAAUUUCCAAACAAAAAUAUAAAUAGGCGAAUAGCAAUAGGUUCUACCCUUGCAGCAGUGGGACUUUUCAUGUCAUCGCGAUUAGAUUUUGGUGUUUCUCUGAAGGACUUAUCUGCUGCAGCAGUGCCUUAUGAAGAGGCUCUUUCAAAUGGAAAGCCAACUGUUGUAGAGUUCUAUGCAGAUUGGUGUGAAGUAUGCCGGGAAUUAGCUCCGGAUAUUUACAAAAUAGAGCAGCAAUACAGGGAUCGUGUAAAUUUUGUAAUGCUGAAUGUCGACAACACGAAGUGGGAACAAGAACUUGACGAGUUUGGCGUGGAGGGUAUUCCGCAUUUUGCAUUCCUGGACAAAGAUGGGAACGAGGAGGGAAACGUUGUAGGCAGGCUUCCAAGGAAGUACUUGCAGGAGAACGUGGACGCUCUUGCCCGCGGGGAGGCAUCAGUUCCUCAUGCUCGUGUGGUGGGACAGUAUUCAAGCGCUGAAUCGAGGAAGGUGCACCAGGUUGUUGAUCCCAGAAGUCAUGUGUAGAUGUUAUAUUGUUUUGAGAUUAAAUUCCCCAAGUAUAAAUACACAUGUAAAGGUAACCCAUUUCCUGACUUAGUUUUAUUGUAUAUCAAUGCAGCUAUGGUUUGAAUAUAGAA